AGGCCAAGAUGGACUUCGUGGCCCCGAACUUGUGCGCCCUGAUCGGGCGGCGGAUUGGCGCACGACUCAUCUCGCACGCGGGGAGCCUGACCAACCUGGCGAAGUACCCCGCCUCGACGGUGCAGAUCCUGGGUGCUGAGAAGGCCCUAUUCCGCGCCCUCAAGACGAAGGGCAACACGCCGAAGUAUGGUCUCAUCUUCCACUCCUCGUUCAUCGGCCGCGCGCAGCAGAAGAACAAGGAGAGAGGAAGGAUAUCCCGCUAUCUUGCGAACAAGUGUUCCAUGGCGUCGCGGAUCGACUGCUUCUCCGACGAGGCCACCACCGUAUACGGGGAGAAGCUCCGGGACCAGGUGGAGGAGAGGCUCGCUUUCCUGACGGAGGGCACCAAGCCGAGAAAGAACAUCGAGGUGAUGCAGGAAGCCAUCAAGGAGGUCAAGAAGAGGAGAAAGAAGAAGUCCAAGAAGAAGGAGGCUGCCGACGCAGCAGCGGGUGAGGGCGAGGAGGUCGCCGAGGGCGUCGUGGAGAAGCCCAAAAAGAAAAAGAAAAAGGCCGAGGAGGAGGUCCCAGAGGACGUCCCUGCCGAGGAGGCCCCCAAGAAGAAGAAGAAAAAGAAGGCGGCCGAGUGAGCGCUGCCCGCGCCGAUCUGGUUUCAAUUGGGCCCCCGUGGCCUUCUGGGCCUCCGUGCUCCUGGCCCCUGCGCUUUCGACUACCGCAGACUUCGGCCCCCCAUCCCUGAUGUUUUGGGCCCUCCUAGCUGAGGUCGCCUCCCAAGGGGUUAGGGGGCACUUUUAUUCCUUAUCGACAGGGGCUCUCGCAGAGCAAGGCUUGUUGUUUAUGCCGUUUUUCUUCUAGACUCGAGCGCUUGUCUGGCGUGGCCAGCUCCAGCGAGGCAAGGCACCCGACUGAGGCGGCAUUUGGGCCGAACUGCUUCAGCGGCCAGGCCCCGAGCUCCCACGCGCCGGCCCUGUCACAACGGUAGACGCCCUCACGCAAGCCAGCUGGAGCACGCGUGAUUCAGGCGUUCGCGUCGCUUCGCGUCGCGUCGCGUCGCUUCGCGUCGCUUCGCUUCGCUGGCGUGGCCAGCUUCACGGCCUGAGGGGGCGUUCCCCCCCCACCCCCCGCCAUACGAAGGUCGCCUCGCCAGGACAGCUGCACAAGGCUUUUUGGACAAUUCGGAACGUUUUGGACGGCCUGGCGAGUUCCGGGGGGAUCCUGAGAGGUCCUCCUCCGCCGCGACCACCGUGGUGGUGACACACCUCGCCAUCGCCG
Molecule: messenger RNA, 1269 nt
Organism: Prorocentrum cordatum
Lineage: Eukaryota; Dinophyceae; Prorocentrales; Prorocentraceae
Source: the annotation of a GenBank genome assembly